AUGGCCAACUUUGGUCCUGGAGGGCCACUGUCCUGCAGAGCCCUGCAGAGUCCUGCACUGUCCUCCAACUGUGAUCAAACACACCUGCCUACUGGAGGGAUUUUGUAUUAUUCCGUCACCUGCUCGAACACAGGGCUGAGAAACACCCGAACAUUAGACGUUCAGGACAUCAAUGACAACUCUCCGAUCUUCCAGAACAAAACAUACAGCGCUACAGUGUCAGAGACGACGAGGGUUGGUUCAGAUGUGCUCCGGGUGACAGCUACAGAUGCAGAUGUGUCUCCAGAAAACAACAGAAUUACAUAUACUAUACUGCCUCCAGUACCGGAUGAAUUUGAAGUGAGACAGGACGGCUUCAUCAGGUUGAAACAACGUCUGAACUACAAUACUGUUCAACAGUACAUCAUCACUGUGGAAGCUAAAGAUAAAGGAGAAGUCAGUGACACCGCAACAGUUACAAUAACGGUUGAAGAUUAUGACAGUCUAAACCCUUAUUUUGAUCACAGUCUCUAUGAAGCAUCCAUUGAAGAAAACCAGGUAGGACAACUGUCAGACGUCACUCCUGAGGCCAUAAAAGCUCAAGAUGGUGACACGGGCAUCAACCAACCUGUAGUUUACAGCAUUACAGAAGUCGUUCCAAAUGAGUAUCGGAGCGUCUUUGAAAUUGACCUAAACAGUGGGGUCAUCUCUGUGACAUCGGCACUAGACAGAGAGGAAACUGACCAGAUAACUGUCCACAUACAGGCAGCUCAACAGGAUGAUGCCAGUAAGACAGCUAGUGCCAUGGUAUCAAUCACCAUUGAAGAUGUGAAUGACAACACACCGGAAUUUGACAAGGACCAAUAUGCAGUGUCUAUUAUGGAAAAUUCACCCCAGGACCAGCUUGUGCUUCAUAUUAGUGCCACUGAUCUAGACCUGGGUGGGUUCUCUAAAGGUCAGUUUAUCAUGGACAGUGAUACGUUCUUUAUUAGCAAUCAAGGAUUAAUAUCACUCAGGGGCGAUGCCACUUUGGAUAGAGAAACUAUAGACAGUUACGUUAUAGAGGUCAUAGCUGUAGACCAUCCUGUUGAUGGUUUUAGCUCCACAGCUCAGGUCACCAUCACUGUUCUGGACGUCAACGACAACAACCCACAAUUCCUUCCUCUCCCAGAGACCAUAAAGAUUCAGGAAGGUGUGUACACUCCCUCAGCACCUGGAGACGUGUGCUUAAUCUCAGCCACAGACUCCGACAUUGGAGAUAAUGGACGUGUCACCAUGACUCUUUCUUCUUACAGCAAUAUCUUCAGCUUCAAAGAUGAUGGGACUCUACUAGCUAUUGAGGAGCUGGAUCGAGACACACAAGAUGUUUAUGAUUUGGUCGUUGUCGCUGUGGAUCAUGGGAGCCCACAGGGAACUAACGUCACGACAGUGAAGGUCAAUAUCACAGACGUCAAUGACAACGCUCCAGUCUUCACCUCUGACACCUACAGCAAAAGCGUUGUGGUUAAAGACGCCAAGGUUGGAGAAGUGCUGCUGACGCUCUCUGCCACAGAUAAAGAUGCCGGAUCAAACGCAAUCAUUAGCUACAGUUUCUCUGAAGCGUCUUCCAUGGUUGCACUGGAUGCUGAAACAGGAGACAUCACUUUGACCUCUGACCUAAGUGAGGUCAUAGAAGACACACUACUAACCCUUACUGCUACAGCGACAGAUCACGGAGCGCCAGCAAAGUCUGAUGAAGCCGAAGUCUUGAUCUACUUCCAAAUUUCCUCCAUCUCUGAGAGUGUGGCUUUUGAGAGCUCUUCCUACAACUUCAAAAUUAAGGAGAACGAACCUGAGGCCACAAUAGUAGGCAAAGUCAAGGCCUUAACAGAGAGUCCAGUGGUUACAGUCAGCUAUAACAUGAAGACACACGAGGAUGUCUUCUCUGUGGAUGAGGAAGGAACCAUAAAAGCUCUCAGACCACUGGACAAGGAGGAAGAGGAGUGGAACAUCCUCACCAUUGAGGCCAUAGACUCCAGAACUCCUCCAACCACUGCAGAGACAACGGUCAGUGUUCAGGUUGAGAACAUGAAUGAAGCUCCUGUGUUUGACACUGAAAUAUAUGAAGCAGAAAUUUUCUGUAUCGCUCCAUACAAAUUCCGUAUAGUGAAGGUCCAGGCAUCAGACCCUGAUGUUGGCGAGAGCUCAGAUUUGGUGUAUUCACUACUGGAGCCCACAUCUCAGGUGGAAGUGGAGGCAAACACUGGUCAGAUCUAUGUACUGGAUGCUUCUUGUGUUGGCGACAAUGUGUUCACCUUUCAUGCUAAAGCCACUGAUAAACAUGGACUGAGCACAACUGCAACAGUACAGAUCAAAGUAAAACACAGUGUAAACAGCGUCACAGUCAUCUCCCUUAACCAGCCUGUAUACAUAGUUGAGAAGAUGAUCCCAGAGAUGGAGGACUCCAUGGAAAAAGCUUUAGGCUGGACUGUGUUAAUCCUCAUUGUGAGAGCUCAAGAUGGGAUUGAGAUGCGCACCAUUCUCCGAGAAUCUACAGCCAAGACUUACAUCAGCUUCAUUGCCACGGACUCCAGUGGUGCUGUCGUUGAAGCCACGGAAGUCAAAGAGAAACUGCACACGGAGCACAAAGCUUUAACAUCUGAACUGGAGAAGGUUUUUGGUCCUGGUUUAGAAUUCAAAGUGGAGGACAGUCCUGGAAGCUCUGAAGAUAACAGUCAAGUAACCAUCAUCGCACUCAGUGUUCUGUCUACUAUAUGCUUUGCAGGACUUAUUAUCGCUCUGUCAGUACUCUUUAUUAAACGCAGGCAAAAAAAUGACUCAAAUUCUGACACAAAGAGCUUAAAUGCUAGCAGUGUUGCACUUGAAAAUUUUGAAAGGAGAUCCAUUGACAUGCCUAAUAACUUUAACAUAAACCCAGAAUCCAGACAGGACCCACUGACAGAUUGUGACAAGGAAACUGACAAUGCCAGCGAUAUCAGUGAAAACAGCCUGAAAUCACCAUGACUUCUUCUCCGUAGUGUAAAUGAGCUCGUGUCUUGAUUAUGACACAUUUAUAGCCU
This is a messenger RNA of Carassius auratus (goldfish), 3038 nucleotides long. Its product is annotated as protocadherin beta-6-like. Bases 1 to 2982 code for a protein of 993 amino acids. Gene Ontology annotation, biological process: homophilic cell-cell adhesion. The transcript has 23 exons. The record is from RefSeq and is a predicted model, not a curated record. NCBI's taxonomy places the organism in Eukaryota, Metazoa, Chordata, Actinopteri, Cypriniformes, Cyprinidae. Gene Ontology annotation, cellular component: plasma membrane. Gene Ontology annotation, molecular function: calcium ion binding.